AUGAGGAAGGUCCGACCCGUUCAGCUGAGCACAGCAGCUUUGAUGUUUGAAGUGGGGAGACAAGUAGAGGUCUCAUUUGAUGCAGAAGAUUGUCGAGAUGCUUGGUUCCCAGCAACUAUAUUGGACAUAUUAAGAAACGGAUCUUUCCUAGUGGGGUACCGGAGCCCAAUAGUUGGUGAUGAGGCUUGCCUUCUGAAAGUAAUCAUUGAUCCGCUCCAUGUCAGACCUUGUCCACCACUUCUUAAGAGUAAAAAAUUUGAUCUACUGGAAAAAAUUGAUGCAUCUUUUGAUAAUGGCUGGUGGAGUGGAGUAAUUACAAAAGAGCUUGAGGAUAGUAGGUACCUUGUCUUUUUCAAGGAGACGAGUAAGAAUAGGAAAUUCCAUCAGUCAGAAAUAAGACCACACAUGGAAUGGAAAGAUGGCAAGUGGAUCACUUCUUCCAAGGAUGUCUUGAUCCCAUCUUCAGAAGAUGGAAAGCAGGGAAGUCGUAUUUGCACCAAUGGCACUGCAGUGGCUAAACCAGUAAGGAGCUCAGGCAAUGGAAAGAACAACUCUAAAGAGAAAAUGGAGACUCGAAUGGAGCAAUCAACUCCUCACAAUCAGAAACCUUCUCCUUUUACUAAACAAUUGACUAAGAGCAGGCAUCUUUCACUUUUUGAUUCUCUCGAUACACUUUCACAGCCUCUGAAGAAUCUCAAGGAAGGAAAAGCAGUGGCCCCAUCUCGUACACUGCAUCAACAAACUAUACUUGAAACGUCAAGUAAAUAUGUGCAGGAUGGUUCUAUAAGCCCAAUCUCUGGAAAUACCAUGACCAGCUCUGUCAAACCGCCUGUGCCUCAGGACUUUUCCUCUAAUAAUCCUUACUGGGGGAGGAGAAUUCAGAGAAAACAAGGAAAACAAAAGAAGCCUACAUCCAGUUCUAUGAAGAAAAGAGGAAGAGCACAAACACCACAAGUUGGAAAAUCAGAACUUGUAGAAGAUGUUCAAGAGGAGAAUGUGGAUGGGGAAACCGAUUUAGGGAUCAUCUUAGGUUUGGCAUGUACUGAAUUGGGGAGCUCAAGACAUAGGACAGGGAGUUUAAGAGGUAAGAGGGCUUUGGAGUCCCAUGGUAAGGAAUCUUUGAAGCUUGUGUGUGUCCAGGAGCAGCUAUCAAAUGAUUCAGCUAUACAGAUUACAAAGGAGAGUAAACAAUCAGGUACUGAAGUGAACUUUCAGAAGAGAAAGAGGGGAAGGCCUCGAAGGAUAUUGAUCAACACCCUCCAAACUCUGGUAACAGGCACUACGCGAAAAGAUGUUUUCGAAGAUGAAAUGGUCCCAAAAGAUUGUACAGCAAAUGAAGUUUCUCACACGAGUAGUGGCCUUGAGAUGUCAGGGAUGAAGGGCUUGGUGGGUAAUCAGGAAAGCACAACAUGCACGGAUCAUGAGGAUCUCUUCAAUGGUCCGCUAAAGCAAAAACAUAGGUCUGUCAAUAUGAUGAAAACAGCCUUCGCAGAAGUCCCAGGUGAGAAAGUUUCUGGAACGUUAAUCAAUCCAAAUAAGAAGAAUUCAUCAAAGAGAGGAAAAGGAUGUUCUGGAGAUCAAAUGAUUGCUUGUCAAUUUCAAGAUGCAUCCCGUGAGAAAACCAUGGGUUCAAAUGUCAUAGUCAAGGAGGCCAAGAAAGUCAUUGUUGAAUUACCCAGCAAUAAAUUGGACGAUGAACCUCUUUGUAAGUGGAUCGAAGGAACACAGGCUCCAACUCCAGCUGCUUUUGAUGGCUCGGAAGUUAUCUCCACAAGGACUGCUGAGCAAUGUAUUGAAACAGGCAAGAAGCAAAAUAAAAUUGGGCCAAGUGAGCAGCAUAUCUUGCCCUUCGAGAAGAACACAAUUAUUUGGAAAACAAUUGAAUCCAUGGAAGUUUUCCGAAGAAUGCCGCAAAACCCACAUUUCCAACCUUUGGAAUCUUAUAAAGAGAGUUCUCGUGAAGGUUUAGCUGUAGGUUUUAUGGUGACCUUUUCGAGUGUGGUUGAUAAAGCUUCGAGGUUGCAAUUUAAUGAUCCUAAAAGCAUUACGGAUGACAUUUUGGAGACGCUUGUGGACUUGGAAAGGCACGGAUUUGAUGUUCUGGCAGUUCGCGAUCGCAUUAUUGGCUUGGGAUCAGUGAAAGAAAGGCAGGAAGAGCUUAUGGGCCAGUUAGAGGAAAUUAACGACCAAAUUUUUGAGCACAAUCUUGAGAUAAAUAAGGCGGACGAAGAGAUUGGUGAAAUCAACAAACAGAUAAGGAACUUGCAAGAAAAGCUUGCAGUUGCUGGAUCAACUAAAGAGACGAAGAAUUGUGAAGUUGCUUCUUUGCAGUCCAAACUACUGGAAAUAAAAGAGAGCAUCAAUAAUGUCAAUUGCCUGCAUUUAUUGUGGCGAACCACUCAUGAAAUCGGUUAUAAAGGUAAAAUGAAGAAAUUUGCAGUGAAGGUGGAGGAAGGGAAGGAAGGGAGAGAUGGACAGCCAUCAAUUGGUCCUGUUUACAGAAAUCUAUUGGCAGAACAUGCGUUUCCAGCCACUGAUCCUGCUUUAGGCACUGCUUGGGAAAUGUUCAGGUAA
Molecule: messenger RNA, 2574 nt
Organism: Fraxinus pennsylvanica
Lineage: Eukaryota; Viridiplantae; Streptophyta; Magnoliopsida; Lamiales; Oleaceae
Source: the annotation of a GenBank genome assembly